GCCUUCAUUCUGCGAGACCGGUAUAUAUAGGGGGAGCUUCCCUGGGGCUGCACUGCGCAGUCCAGCCAAGGCAUCGCUGUCUUCCCAGCAGCUGCACUGCCCCCACCGCUCUCCCCUUGCAGCCACAGGUCGCAGCAGCAGCAAGCAUGGACAUUACCAUCCAGCACCCCUGGUUCAAGCGUGCUCUGGGACCCCUCAUUCCAAGCCGUUUAUUCGACCAGUUUUUCGGAGAGGGUCUCCUCGAGUAUGACCUCCUGCCUUUGUUCUCUUCCACUAUCAGCCCCUACUACAGGCAGUCCCUCUUCCGCAGCGUGCUGGAGUCGGGCAUUUCAGAGGUGAGGUCUGACCGGGACAAGUUUACAAUCAUGCUGGAUGUAAAACACUUCUCUCCUGAAGACCUGAGUGUGAAGAUUAUCGAUGACUUUGUGGAAAUCCAUGGCAAGCACAGUGAAAGACAGGACGACCACGGCUAUAUCUCCCGCGAAUUUCACCGCCGGUACCGCCUGCCCGCCAACGUGGACCAGGCUGCCAUCACCUGCUCCCUGUCCAACGAUGGCAUGCUGACCUUCUCGGGCCCCAAGGUCCCCUCCAACAUGGACGCCAGCCACAGCGAGAGGCCCAUCCCCGUGUCCCGGGAGGAGAAGCCCACCUCUGCACCUUCCUCCUAAACCCGCCUGCCGCUGCGGCAUGCAGGCUGCCACCGUCUGCAGGUCUCAUUCCCAGAGCCAUUGCAUAGAUAUCAGUGAAUAUCUAGAGGGGUUUAUUUUGUUGGUUUCCCCCCCCCUCCCCUGUGUUUCUUUUUUUUUUUCCCCCUUUCUCUUGGAUGGGACGAGGGGCUGGGUGAGCGGCUGGUGGACUUUGAAGCUUAAACCUGCGAGCUGUGCUGUGGGGAUGGCAUGGAUGGCGUGUGCUGCCACGCUGUUGUACUUGCUGAAAGGGUCUUCGUCCAGUGCUGUAGUCCAUAACCACCAUCAGGUAGGAGGGAGUGCAGAAGUAACACUGGCUCCUGGUGCACCAAGUCUUGAGGUGAGGCUUGGAGCAGGUGAAAAGCCCUGCAGACUUGCUCUACCCCACGCAGAGUUAAACUGGUUACUCUUAAAAAAAGCAACAGAGCCAAGCCCCACACCUGAGAUCCUGCGUACAUGUGAUGAAUGUGCCAGGAGUUCCUUGCAACCACAGGAGAAAUAACAUCCUACCUUCGGGGGUUGCAACGUGUAUUUUUUUUCAGCAAAGUGUUUAAGUGUAUCUGUUCAUACCACUACCCUGUCGUUUCCCUUAGGGACAACUGACACGAGGACAAGCACGUCUUUCCACUGUCUUAGUAGGCCCUCGGGGGAGAGAGGGGGGCUCACCGCUGUGCAGAGGCUUCACAUCCCCAGCCAGCUCUCCCCAGCCUGUGCGUAACACACCGUCUCCCUUGCUCUCGCUGUAAUUCUAGGGUAGCUCCACCUCUUCCACUGGUAUCUGGCACUCAACCUGAGAACGCGGUCAG
This is a messenger RNA of Harpia harpyja (harpy eagle), 1492 nucleotides long. RefSeq names its product crystallin alpha A (gene CRYAA). Gene Ontology annotation, molecular function: protein folding chaperone; structural constituent of eye lens. The coding region runs from base 147 to 668 and encodes 173 amino acids. The transcript is spliced from 3 exons. The record is from RefSeq and is a predicted model, not a curated record. Gene Ontology annotation, biological process: protein refolding; response to heat; lens development in camera-type eye. NCBI's taxonomy places the organism in Eukaryota, Metazoa, Chordata, Aves, Accipitriformes, Accipitridae.